Gaeumannomyces tritici R3-111a-1 is the source of this 1929-nucleotide messenger RNA. RefSeq lists its product as hypothetical. Bases 861 to 1388 code for a protein of 175 amino acids. The transcript has 2 exons. The record is from RefSeq and is a predicted model, not a curated record. NCBI's taxonomy places the organism in Eukaryota, Fungi, Ascomycota, Sordariomycetes, Magnaporthales, Magnaporthaceae.
CGCAAUGUAUACACUGCACCACCAAGGGUUGACUGACAAGAUAUAUCUCAUUCCAAGUACUGGGAGGCGGCAUAGGUCAGCAGUGUAGAUUACCCAGACAUGACAAACAGCGGCCCGAGCCGGAGGGAGACCAGAAGCCCUUCACCCUAGGAGCGCGAUUAAUGCGAGAUGUACAAGCCAAACACACGUCGCCAUGUGGCGGCAUAUGCAAGAACUACCAAUACCCCGAUUGGAAUAUGCACAUGGCAGAACUAGCUGUAAGAGAUACAAAAUCAGGGGUCCUGCGCAUAUAGGGGCCAGAUGCCAAACAGGAUCGACAUCUGCCGUGCGACGUUGCCCGCCGUCCAAAUCAACAUCUCUUGGCUCCUAGAACAGGCUGAACUCUAGGGUUCCUGGGCCAACUGGCAUGACCUAGGCCAGCCAGUCCAGGCAAUGAGGGGAGCAUCGAGGACGAAAGCAAGUCCCGAUUUGGUCGUCCUGCGCCCAAAUCCCUGAUUUAAUUAAUUAAAGAUAUGGAACUGGGCACUUUGCGAGCCGGGGCUCGCCUAGUUCGGCAGGUGGGAAUCGGAGGGAGGGACAGGGACACCUAUCUAUAGCCCAGCACAUUGAGACUGGCCGUUGAUUAUUCGACUAGGUAUAUAUAAUCCCCCUUUGUAGCCCCGGGCUGUAGGUUUUCUCGAUGGGAAAUUUGACGGUCCGCUCUGUUCCUCUUUGCCGUCCUCGUCCUCGAUUGCUUGGCGGUAGUUUGAAUCACAGCACAAACCACCCGACUUACACGCAAUCUGCCGCCCCACCACCCACACUCAACCCACGCCGGAACUCUAGCCGUAUUCCGCGCUCGAGGCAAAAAAAAGAAAAGGAUGCACGCCCCGGUCUCCCUGGUCCUCGCGCUGGUCCUCGCGCCGCUUAGCGCGCUGGCGGCGCCCGCCCCCGUGGCGGGCAUCGACUCGAUCGCGGCGCUGGGCCCGAGGCAGGGCGGCGGGAGGCAGGUCAAGUUCUGCGAGAAGAUGGUCAAGGAGCCGGCCGAGGAGGAGACCAAGGCCCGAUUCGACAAGUUCGCCGACGCCUUCCUCGUCAAGAAGGACCUGGUCGAGGCAUUUGGCUACAUUGCGCCCGAGUACAUUAACCACAACCCGGCGGCGAAGAACGGCGCGCAGUUCGCCUUUGACCUCCUCAGCCCUCUCUGGCCCUCGCAGCGGAUCACGGUGAUCCGGACGCUGUUUAGAGGAAACCAGGGGUGGCUCAACUACCGCAACUCGUUCGGCACCAUCGUGGACCGUUACAGGUGGGAGAAGGGGUGCAUCGUCGAGCAUGUAAGUUUGCCGUCUCCUAGGCCCCCUCUGGGCUUGUACGGCAGAGCGAAGAGGGCAUGUUUCCUACUAGUUUAAUGUCAACCGCUGACAACAUCGCUCAUCACAACGCUAGUGGGAUGCGGGGGAGCGGAUGCCUCCUACGUAGACCGGAUGGCCAUGGCGGAGAUUUGUGCGCCGAGAAAGGUAUACAACGAUCCUAUCUACCUGUUCCUUUCUCUUCUUUUGUUUACCAUCAUCCUGGCCCAGCACCGAGUACUAACCAUACUACACACCGACGUCAAGUUUUCUCAUCAGCUGCCUGUAAAUAGCACUUCUUUUGGUGUGCGGGUUCCUUCCUUCUGAUCAGUGAUCACGCCGGGCUAUAUGAAUAUGAAUGUGAGCACUUGUUGGACUCUCGAUUGCUCUUACCAUUCACCGUCCAGCAAGGUUUCUCGCAUGGGGCAUGAUUUGUGAUAAUGUGAUAUGCACUUUGUAUAUCUCUGCGGCUCUUUUGUUAGGCUUUCCCCAAGACAGCCAGAAUACGAUAAGCUACCAGUACAGUUCUAGAACCCUUCUCCAUCGGAUUUCUAAUUACGUCAAGGUAUCCGCCUGUCCGCGUCCAUGGAGGUGUCAGCAG